AUGAUAUCAAGUAAUGGUCAUAAACGCAAAUCAUCAUCAUCAACAGCAACAACUAUAGACAAUAAUAAUACAACAAUAACAAAACGAUUCCGUGGUACUACUUUUAAUGGAAAAAUUCAUUAUAAUGAAGAUCAAAUACCCAAUUUAUUAUCUGAACAAUCGAAAAUAAUGACAAUUUGUAAUAGUAAACAAGAAAUGACAUCAGAAUAUCGACAACUUCAAUAUGAAUUACAAUGUCAAGAAGCUUUACUUGUUCUUAUGCAAAAGCUUAAAACAAAUCAACGAAUUGUAUCACAAACAAAUAAUAUUAAACAGCGAACAACAACACCAGUUAAUACAACAAAAUCAAAUUCAAUUACACCAAUCAAACAGCCAUCGAAUUUAACGAAUCGAUCAACACCAACCAAACCACCUCAUCCCAACCAAUAUACAGUUAAUCGAGCAAAUAAUAAUAAUAAUAAUAAUAUUACACAGCAACAAUCAUCAAAACCUUCUGUACCAUUACCUCAAGCUACACGACAGUCAAAUAAUAGUAUAUUACCAGCAGCAACAGCAGUAGCUACACGUCUACCAGCGACAGCGACGAAAAAUUCUGCUGUAACAUCAACAACAACAACCAGUUCAUCUAAGAAUAAUGGCAUAACUACAGAUCAACAUUUAUUAAGUGCAAAAUUAGCUUUACGUAAACAACUUGAACAAACACUCUUACAAAUUCCAACACCAAAACCAACAACAUGUGAUUUAACUUAUAUACCUGGUAUAAAUGGUUGGUCAGAAUUUUUAACAUUAAUUGGUCUUGAACAAGCAUUUAAUACGUAUAAUGAUUUUCUUAAUCGUCGUUUAUCACCAGAAUUUUCAUUUAAUUUACCAAAUGUAUGUGCUCAAUGUGGUACGGAUUGGUCGGUAACAUGGCAUGAAAUUCCGUCGACUAAUGAUACAGAUAAUGAUGAAAAAAUCCUUUGUGAUCGUUGUAGAAAAACAUCACAGAAGAAAAUUCUUAAACAAGAUCAUUCGAAUCGUUUACGACAAGCAUUUAUGAAAGCAUUACAACAAGAAAAAGAACUUGAUGCUAAAUUUCAACAACAAUCAUCAACAGCAACAAUAACAACACCAGCAACAACUAUUAAACAACCAUCAUCAUCAUCAUCAUCGUCGUCACAUAAUAAACAUUCGAGUAAACCUUUGUCUACAAAAAUAAAUUCAAAUCAUCAAUCGAGUAAACAAACAAAUAAUCAUCAUCAUCGUCAUCAUCAUAAUCCAAAACCUAGUUCAUCAAAACAUUCAACACCUGUUGAUACAUUUGCAUCAACAUUAGCUGCUUUACCCACGAAUGAACAAAUAGAAUUAUUUCAAAAACAUUUUCUAUCAAAUAUGUUUCCAUUUGCUGUUGCUAAUCAAGCUGCUGCACUUGCAGCAAAAUCAACACAACAACAACAACAAGCAUUAGCUGCAUCAUUGCCAGCUAUGGCUGCUUCAUUAAUGCGUCAAGGUAAUCCAGCUCAAUAUUUACUUGAUAUGAUACCACAAGCAGCUAAACAACAACAACAACAGCAGCAACAACAUCAUCGUCAUUCGAAAUGA
Molecule: messenger RNA, 1581 nt
Organism: Adineta steineri
Lineage: Eukaryota; Metazoa; Rotifera; Eurotatoria; Adinetida; Adinetidae
Source: the annotation of a GenBank genome assembly